CUGUUAUCGCAGUCUGAUCUCAAGUUGAUUCUCAGCUGAGGUGAGUACAUUUUUUUCCAUAUGAUCUGUUUCUCUCAUGCUCCUGUUUGUCUCCGUGUUGUGUGUGAAAUUGUGUUCUUGUGCUGCAAUGGACUGAGGGGCAAGAAAUAGUUGCCCCUCCUAGAGGUCAUGAAGAGGGGUUUCUCAAUUGAUGGGCUACUACCAUGUCUUAAGGCUCUAUGGUCGUUACCUUGAUGUUUUCCGGUGCUUUUUUUAAUAUCGAUGCAUACAAAAUUUGCUUUAUUUUCUUCUUUUAUCGAUCCAGUCUGUUGCGAUCUCCCAACUGAUGCCAUUAUAACCAGGCUCGCUCGGGAACGCUGUGUCAAAGAUGGCCCAAGAACAAUUGCGCAUCCUCAUCGUCGGUAACGGCGGACGAGAGCAUGCUUUCGCCUGGAAGCUGAGCCAAUCUCCUCUGGUCGAUAUUGUCUACGUCGCCCCGGGCAAUGGUGGAACCGGUCUGGGUGCUUCUAGCAAGAUUUCCAACGUCAACAUCAAAGGAAAUGAUUACCCGGGCCUGGUGGCCUUUUCUCAGAAGAAUGGCGUGAACCUGGUUGUUCCUGGGCCUGAGGCGCCUUUGGUGGAUGGUAUCCAAGGAUACUUCCAAGCAGUUGGAAUCAGAUGCUUUGGCCCAUCCAAGGCUGCCGCUCGCAUGGAAGGCUCCAAGACCUUCUCGAAGGAUUUCAUGAAGCGCCACAGCAUCCCCACCGCCGUCUACGAGAAUUUCAACGAGUACGAACCGGCUCGCAAGUACCUUGACUCUGUGUCCCACAAUGUUGUCAUCAAAGCCGACGGACUUGCCGGCGGUAAGGGUGUUAUUAUCCCCGCAUCAAAGGAGGAGGGUCACCAAGCACUCCGGGAGAUGAUGCUCGAUCAUCAGUUCGGCGAGGCUGGCAAUGAGGUAGUCAUUGAGGAGUACCUCGAGGGUGAUGAGCUUAGUGUUCUCACCUUCAGCGAUGGCUACACGAUUAGCUCUCUCCCUCCCGCACAAGACCACAAACGCAUCUUCGAUGGUGACCAAGGUCCGAACACUGGUGGAAUGGGCUGCUAUGCCCCUACCCCGAUUUCCUCGAAAGAGGUUCUGGAGGAGAUUGACCGGACCAUUGUGCAGCCCUCGAUUGACGGAAUGAGGAGAGAUGGUUUCCCCUUGGUGGGUAUUCUCUUCACUGGACUCAUGAUGACCAAGAACGGACCCAAGGUUCUCGAAUACAACGUCCGCGGUGGAGACCCAGAGACACAGACCCUCCUUCCUCUGCUUAGCGAUGACACCGACUUGGCCCAGAUUAUGGUCGCCUGUACAGAGCACUGGCUCGACGGUGUUUCCAUCAAGGUCAAGCCCGACUUUUCCACCACCGUCAUUGCCGUGGCAGGCGGCUAUCCCAACUCAUACGCCAAGGGCAAGGCUAUCACUCUGGACCCCGCCCCUGAAGAUACACUGAUUUUCCACGCGGGAACUAACCUCGCUGGCAAUGAACUGCAAACUGCCGGUGGUCGAGUUAUUGCUGCUACCGCCACUGCCUCGAGCCUCGAGGAGGCCGUCCGUAAGAGCUACGUCGGCAUCUCAACCAUCCACUUCGAGGAUAUGUUCUACCGCAAGGACAUUGCGCACCGGGCAUUCAGACAGAGAGAUGCCGUUGCAUCCCAGCAAUCCCUCACCUACGCCUCCGCUGGUGUCUCCAUCGACGCUGGCAACGACCUUGUCAACGAGAUUAAGAGCUCUGUGGCCCGUACCAAGCGUCCUGGAACUGACGCCGUGAUCGGUGGCUUUGGAGGUCUCUUCUCCCUUGCUGCAGCCAACUCUGCUUACCACCCACAAUCACCCACCUUGAUCGGUGCCAUUGACGGUGUUGGCACGAAGCUCAAGAUUGCCCACACCGUGGGAGUCCACAACACUGUGGGAGUUGACCUGGUUGCUAUGAACGUCAACGACCUGGUCGUUCAGGGCGCCGAGCCUUUGUUUUUCCUCGACUGCUAUUCUUGUGGUAAGCUGGAUGUCCCCACCGCCUCGGCAUUCGUGAACGGUGUCGCGGAGGGCUGUGUUCAGGCUGGCUGUGCUCUCAUCGGUGGUGAGACUGCAGAGAUGCCUGGUCUCUUUGUGGAAGACACCUACGAUGCUGUUGGUGCUGCUGUCGGUGCCAUCAACACAACCGGUGACAAUGCCCGCACCAUUCUUCCGGAUACCUCUGCCAUGAAGGACGGAGAUGUCUUGCUGGCCUUGGGCUCUUCUGGUCCCCACUCCAACGGAUACUCGCUCGUCCGAAAGAUCGUUGAGAGAUCUGGUCUGAACUACGAGGACGCGGCUCCCUUCCCCAUGCCCUUCAACUCUGAGCCCUCCACUCUCGGACGCGCCCUCCUCACUCCUACCCGCAUCUAUGUCAAGCCCAUCCUCAAGGCUCUGGACGUCAAGACCAGUGCCUCCUCGCCCGCCAUCAAGGGUCUUGCCCACAUCACCGGUGGUGGUCUCGUGGAGAACGUGCCUCGCAUGCUCCCAUCAACCCUGUCGGCCCACAUCAAGGCUUCGGGAUGGCAACUCCCCCCUGUUUUCUCUUGGCUCAAGAAGAACGGCAACGUCACCGCCACCGAAAUGGCACGUGCAUUCAACUGCGGUGUCGGUAUGGUUGUGGUGGUCGAUAAGGGCUCCGAGGCUGCCGUCAAGGAAUUGUUCGAGAAGGAAGGCGAGACUGUCUACGAGAUCGGACAGCUCAAGACCAAGAAGGAUGGCGAGGAAGCUUGCGUCCUGGAGGGACUGGAGACAUGGGAUGCUUAAACAAGUUUCCUUUAACCAUACAUAACCAGUCAACCAGAAAAGUACAAAAAGCAAAAAAGGCUUCUUUCUUUCUUUUCCUUUGCUUUCACUUGAUGACUUAUAUCUAUAUCUAUCUGAUGUUGAUGCCUUAUUUUCCUGAUCCGAUUUUGCCUUGGUUUUAGACGUGCGACGAUGGAUGAAUUGACACGAAAGAAAAGUUAAACAGACAUAUAGUACCCCUUGGAAUUUAUAUUUGUUUUUGAAUAUAUGUCUAUACACAGAAGCCCAAUGGAUUUGUGAUUUAUUCAAUUUGCCUUUCCAUAGUACCUACAAUAGGUUCUAUCCAGAUAGUUGCAGGAAACACUAGGGACGACACUAUCUAACCAACAUAAAGUACUCAAGACAACAGUAACAAGUACCAUUAAUU
This is a messenger RNA of Aspergillus wentii DTO 134E9, 3209 nucleotides long. RefSeq names its product bifunctional aminoimidazole ribotide synthase/glycinamide ribotide synthase (gene ade1). Gene Ontology annotation, cellular component: cytosol. Gene Ontology annotation, molecular function: phosphoribosylformylglycinamidine cyclo-ligase activity; phosphoribosylamine-glycine ligase activity; ATP binding. The record is from RefSeq and is a predicted model, not a curated record. Lineage: Eukaryota; Fungi; Ascomycota; Eurotiomycetes; Eurotiales; Aspergillaceae. Bases 368 to 2803 code for a protein of 811 amino acids. The transcript has 3 exons. Gene Ontology annotation, biological process: adenine biosynthetic process; 'de novo' IMP biosynthetic process.